Molecule: messenger RNA, 2227 nt
Organism: Saccostrea cuccullata (small rock oyster)
Lineage: Eukaryota; Metazoa; Mollusca; Bivalvia; Ostreida; Ostreidae
Exons: 1
Coding region: 128-2053 (641 amino acids)
Source: RefSeq, a predicted model, not a curated record
UUUUUCAUUAAUUUUCCAAAGAUAUAUUUUUGAAUUUCAUUUUGACUGGCGUAGAUACUAUAUCGAUAGUACAUGAACAAAAGACAAUGAUUUAAAGCAUCUGUUGCAUCAAAGGUCUAAAUGUUAAAUGUACAGAGGAUACGUAUAUGUACGUGUGAUAUCUUCUCAAAUGGAAGUGUUAGUCAUGGAAAGAUUCUUCAAUUUGGUAACUUUUCUCAUUAUAUUUGUUCUUAUAUUAUUCAUCUAUGAAGAUGGACUUAAAAAGGUUUACGAUCUGCGAAUAUCAUCACUCUAUGAACACAAGAGUGAGCAGUGGCAUUAUGACAGUAUGUACGUCAUUGAUACACCCGGAUGUAAAAUACCAAAUUACGAAGCAUUCGACCAUACCAUCCGGGAAAAAAUACAACCGGGUAAGUUUAUGCAGUGUAAAACAAAACCUUCUUUUGUUAAACAAAAUUCAAACUGCAUAAAAGUUGAUCGAGUUGAAUUAAAUAAAUCUAAGUACAAAAAUUCCUUCUCAUUUUGUCGUGUCCAUACUGUGUAUAGACCACGAUACGGAAAGGACCACAACUACGUCACAUAUAUAAAUGAACAAAUAUUGACCAACGAAACGUGUGUUGAAAGUGACAUGGUGAGAGUUCAAUGCUUUGAUUUCAAAAAUGCCACAAUUCAUACGAAUUUUUUCUGGAUACAUCAAAAUAAUAAAACACUGGAAAAACAAUGUGACAAACUUUUCAGGAAAUGGUCGGAAAAUGCAGACCUUGCCGAAUCACUAAGUGUUCUUUUGCUGGGUGUAGACUCAACUUCCAGACUCAAUGCACAAAGAUUUUUUGUCAAGACGAGACAAGCAAUGAAACAAAAAUUUAAUUCCAUUGAAUUCAAGGGCCAAAAUAUUUUGGGAAUGGAUACCUUUACAAAUGUAGUCCCGUUGCUGACAGGCAGUAGUAUAUUUGAACUUAAAAAGGACGGGAAAUUUGGAAACACGCCUAUGGACGGUUUUGACUUUAUUUGGAAAGAAUUCGAGCAAAACGGCUACAGAACAUUAUUUGCUGAAGAUGCAGCAUGGAUGGCAGUAUUUGAUUUCGUAAAACCCGGAUUUAAAAACUUCCCUACUCAUUUUUACAACCGUCCGUGGUCUGUUGCCUGGGAGUCCCUUCAUUCUCCUUGUAUAGGCGGACGGUCGGAACCAGAAGCCAUUAUGGAUUAUAUGACCAAGUUUGUGAAUGUGUACAAAAAUAAGCCAUAUUUUGCCUUGGCAUUUAUAACAUCUUUGACUCACGACAGUCAGGAGUUAUCUGCAGAGGCAGACGAAAUUAUGUCCAAAUUUUUCCUUAAGGCAUUCGAAUCAAAUGCUUUAAACAACACAAUUGUAUUUUUCUUUGGUGAUCAUGGUCUACGGUAUAGCGCAACUCGUACCUCGGACAUAGGCUCGUACGAAGUACAGUCACCAAUGCUGUUUAUCUUAACUCCUAGAUGGUUUUCCGAAAAAUAUAAGACAAUAGAUAACAAUCUGAGAAAAAAUGCAAACAAGUUGACUACAAUGUACGAUAUCCAUGCAACUCUGCAUAAUAUCUUGAAUUUCAGUGGAGAAAUAGUGGAAUACGAUUUUCCUCAAAGAGGAGAAAGCUUAUUCUCUGAUGUUUCAGAUACACGGAACUGUUCUGAUGUUGGUGUUCCCGAUUCAAUGUGUACUUGUAGUCAAUAUGAAAAGCUGAAUAAUUUUUCAAGCAUUUAUGCAAAACACAACCUCUCUGUUAUGGUAGUUAGAAAAAUAAACAAUCUUUUAAAGAAUCACCAAGCUAUAUGUGAACAUCUCACGUUAGACAAAACUUUCUUCGUAUAUAAAGCUGCUUCUAUAAAAAGACUGCAUGUUUUCAAGAUAACUAUUCGAACAUUACCGGGGAAAGCCUUAUUUGAAGCGGCCGUUGGCUUCGACUCAUCCAAAAACGAAUACAAAGUGGAACAAAUAUUACGUAUCAAUAAAUAUGGAGAUCAAUCAAAAUGUGUGAACGACUACAUGCUUCGAAAUUACUGCUUUUGUAAAAACCAGUAAUUUGCUUAUUGUAAAUGUUGAAAUGUGAGUACCUGGAAUUGUUAGGAAAUAUGUAAUAAAUUCUUGAAAGCUUUACAACUUUUCUUCGGGAAGGUGAUUUUUGUUUAUUUAAGGACCACACUCGAACAUAUUAUGUGAUGUCCAGCAAAUGUCGAGGAAUGAAAUGCAAAAUCA